Messenger RNA from Penicillium paradoxum, 729 nucleotides. RefSeq lists its product as uncharacterized. The transcript is spliced from 3 exons. The record is from RefSeq and is a predicted model, not a curated record. Lineage: Eukaryota; Fungi; Ascomycota; Eurotiomycetes; Eurotiales; Aspergillaceae. The coding region runs from base 1 to 729 and encodes 242 amino acids. Gene Ontology annotation, cellular component: endoplasmic reticulum; endoplasmic reticulum membrane. Gene Ontology annotation, biological process: 'de novo' protein folding.
AUGUUGCUGAUUUGGAGUUUGUUGGCGACUGCCGCUUUGGCAAAUGUGAAUGAUUUGGUUGGAACAUGGACCACCAAAUCUCGUGAGGUUGUCACUGGUCCGGGAUUCUACGACCCUCUUAACGACAGGCUGCUGGAACCGAAUUUGACCGGUAUUUCAUAUUCAUUCGACAACAAUGGAUAUUAUGAACAAGCAUACUAUCGCGCGAUCUCGAAUCCGGCCGAACCAUCAUGCCCGCGAGGAAUUAUGCAGUGGCAACAUGGAUCUUAUUCUGUCUUCGGUAACGGAACUGUGAUCCUAACUCCAAUCGCCGUCGAUGGUCGUCAGCUAGUGUCCGAUCCCUGUCGCAAGGAGUCAGGCUACUACACAAGAUAUAACAAUACCGAGCAGUUCAAGGUACAUAUAUUCCCCACUCUUCAAUCUGCCCACCCUAACACCACCCAGGAAUUCUCAGUGGAAACCGACAAGUAUCAUGGCGUUGAACGCCUCAAACUGACCAGAGCUGAUGGCUCGGUCCUCCAUCCCAUGUUCCUCGCCUACCGUCCACCGAAAAUGCUUCCCACCACAACAUUGAAUCCCAUGCCUACGGGACACAAGCGAAAGCGAGACCUAUCAGCACACACUGGAUUCCAACUGAUCACUAGGGAAGAGCUGAUCAACCCAGAUCGAUGGUGGUGGUUGGGUGUUCUCAUGACAUCCAUUGGAGGAGUAGUUUUCUUCUACUCCUGA